AUGAUGACAGCGCGAGGCGCCAUGCAGAUUUUCUUCUCGAAAGUCCGUAAGGGCGCACCGAAUUAUCCGAGGGGCUGUCGGAACCGUCAAACCUGCCUGGAAUUGGAACGUUACCUGCAGACCGAGCCCAAGCGCCUCUCAGAGCUGUUCGACCAAGACCUGGAUGGGCUGCUCACCCCGGCCUACGCGAAGGAGGACGGGGAGGAAGAGCUCUCCGACUCGCUGCUCCCCGGGCUGCCGGGCCUCGCCGAACCUCCGAGCCCACCCCCGGUUAUCCUGUGCCCCACGCGGAAGAGCUCGCCCUCUUCCGGGGCAAUGACGAGAGACCUAAAACCCAAAGGACCAGAAAACGGAGAGGGGGCGGAAGGGGUCCAUCAAGCCCAACUGAGUGCCGUCACCUCCCUGACUCCCCCGUCAUCGCCAGAACUGGGGCGGCACCUGGUCAAAUCGAACCAGACUCUCACAGCCUCGGCCGACGGAACUCUCACCCUGAAGCUGGUUGCCAGGAAAGUGGGGCUCAGCGCGGCCCGUCUAGUGGCCGGCCACGCGCUCCCCGUCCGGAUGAAGGACGAGGAGGAAGGGGCGGCGUGCACGAUCGGGGUCGGAGAGCUACCGGAAAACAAGAAAAGGAUCCACCGCUGCCAGUUCAAUGGCUGCCGAAAGGUGUACACCAAGAGCUCCCACCUGAAGGCCCAUCAGAGGACGCACACAGGUGAGAAGCCGUACAAGUGCUCGUGGGAGGGCUGCGAGUGGCGAUUCGCCAGGAGCGACGAGCUGACGAGGCACUACCGCAAACACACCGGCGCCAAGCCUUUUAAGUGCAACCACUGUGACAGGUCUGUCAAAACACACUCCCCCCCCUCUCCUCUCCCUUCCCUCUGA
Molecule: messenger RNA, 882 nt
Organism: Menidia menidia (Atlantic silverside)
Lineage: Eukaryota; Metazoa; Chordata; Actinopteri; Atheriniformes; Atherinopsidae
Source: the annotation of a GenBank genome assembly